UGCAAACAAGUAUUGAUAAGUUAGAGUAUAUCAACACUAAGGGGGCUAGGUUCAUUGCAAACAAGUAUUGAUAAGUUAGAGUAUAUCAACACUAAGGGGGCUAGGUUCAUUGCAAACAAGUAUUGAUAAGUUAGAGUAUAUCAACACUAAGGGGGCUAGGUUCAUUGCAAACAAGUAUUGAUAAGUUAGAGUAUAUCAACACUAAGGGGUCUAGGUUCAUUGCAAACAAGUAUUGAUAAGUUAGAGUAUAUCAACACUAAGGGGGCUAGGUUCAUUGCAAACAAGUAUUGAUAAGUUAGAGUAUAUCAACACUAAGGGGCCUAGGUUCAUUGCAAACAAGUAUUGAUAAGUUAGAGUAUAUCAACACUAAGGGGUCUAGGUUCAUUGCAAACAAGUAUUGAUAAGUUAGAGUAUAUCAACACUAAGGGGCCUAGGUUCAUUGCAAACAAGUAUUGAUAAGUUAGAGUAUAUCAACACUAAGGGGUCUAGGUUCAUUGCAAACAAGUAUUGAUAAGUUAGAGUAUAUCAACACUAAGGGGGCUAGGUUCAUUGCAAACAAGUAUUGAUAAGUUAGAGUAUAUCAACACUAAGGGGGCUAGGUUCAUUGCAAACAAGUAUUGAUAAGUUAGAGUAUAUCAACACUAAGGGGUCUUGGUUCAUUGCAAACAAGUAUUGAUAAGUUAGAGUAUAUCAACACUAAGGGGCCUAGGUUCAUUGCAAACAAGUAUUGAUAAGUUAGAGUAUAUCAACACUAAGGGGUCUUGGUUCAUUGCAAACAAGUAUUGAUAAGUUAGAGUAUAUCAACACUAAGGGGCCUAGGUUCAUUGCAAACAAGUAUUGAUAAGUUAGAGUAUAUCAACACUAAGGGGCCUAGGUUCAUUGCAAACAAGUAUUGAUAAGUUAGAGUAUAUCAACACUAAGGGGUCUAGGUUCAUUGCAAACAAGUAUUGAUAAGUUAGAGUAUAUCAACACUAAGGGGUCUAGGUUCACUGCAAACACUCACUGGAACACCUGGUAUCAGAACACAGAUCAAACAACACAUCAACAUGGAAGCUCUUCACAUACGCAGACAAGCACACAGACUUACACGUAUUAUACAAGAUCACACACACUCACAUUGACCCACAAACAUACCUACACAACGCAAGGAAUCAACAUACUCAUAACACACACUAACACUGAUGCAUACUCAUACUUUCCACGCACCGUACACCACUGGAACAGACUCCCUCAUCAGAUUUUAGAGUGCGGUACAAUAGACUCCUUCAGAAAACAAAUACACACUUACUUGUCAACACAUCACACCAACACUAAGGUCAGGUUCUAAUGAGUGUUUCUUCAGGUUCACGGUACAGAGGAAGGGUCACACUACCACCAGGGUCAUAAAACUACUCCUGGAAAUGCCCACAACUCCUACGAAAGCCUUGUCAAAUGUGUGUUUCUUUAGGUUCAUGGUACAGAGGAAGGGUCAAACUACCACCAGGGUCAUAAAACUACUCCUGGAAAUGCCCACAACUCCUACGAAAGCCUUGUCAAAUGUGUGUUUCUUUAGGUUCACGGUACAGAGGAAGGGUCACACUACCACCAGGGUCAUAAAACUACUCCUGGAAAUGCCCACAACUCCUAUGAAAGCCUUGUCAAAUGUGUGUUUCUUUAGGUUCACGGUACAGAGGAAGGGUCAAACUACCACCAGGGUCAUAAAACUACUCCUGGAAAUGCCCACAACUCCCACGAAAGCCUUGUCAGAUGUGUGUUUCUUCAGGUUCACGGUACAGAGGAAGGGUCAAACUACUACCAGGGUCACAAAACUACUCCUGGAAAUGCCCACAACUCCUACGAAAGCCUUGUCAAAUGUGUGUUUCUUUAGGUUCACGGUACAGAGGAAGGAUCAAACUACCACCAGGGUCAUAAAACUAUCCCUGGAAAUGCCCACAACUCCUACGAAAGCCUUGUCAGAUGUGUGUUUCUUUAGGUUCACGGUACAGAGGAAGGGUCACACUACCACCAGGGUCAUAAAACUACUCCUGGAAAUGCCCACAACUCCCACGAAAGCCUUGUCAAAUAGGUGUUCUUGGGUAACGAAAUGUCUGCACACCUGGCUCCCCUGUGGUUACCUAGUGAUAGUUGAGAGGCCUGGGAGCUUUUAUCAUAGGGUGCAUCUUCUAAGUGUGUGUUUCCAUAUUGUUGUAGUGAUUUUUGAAAGUACUGACACAAGGGCUGGAUAUAACUCCUUCAGGCAAGCUGUUCCACUUAUUCACAACCCUUGCAUCAAAGAACUUCCCUCCCUUGAGUGUUCUGUGCCUAGGCUUACUCAACUUAAGACUGGGUACCCUUGUGAGAUUGGUGUCUUUUCCUGGCUCCCCUGUGGUUACCUAGUGAUAGUUAAGAGGCCUGGGAGCUUAGAUCAGGGGGUUGCAAUAUAG
Molecule: messenger RNA, 2423 nt
Organism: Eriocheir sinensis (Chinese mitten crab)
Lineage: Eukaryota; Metazoa; Arthropoda; Malacostraca; Decapoda; Varunidae
Exons: 3
Coding region: 1401-2423 (340 amino acids)
Source: RefSeq, a predicted model, not a curated record